This is a messenger RNA of Toxoplasma gondii ME49, 7385 nucleotides long. It is a transcript of the gene AP2VIIB3, whose product is annotated as AP2 domain transcription factor AP2VIIb-3. The record is from RefSeq and is a predicted model, not a curated record. The coding region runs from base 1 to 6864 and encodes 2287 amino acids. The transcript is spliced from 3 exons. Gene Ontology annotation, biological process: regulation of DNA-templated transcription. Gene Ontology annotation, molecular function: DNA-binding transcription factor activity. Lineage: Eukaryota; Apicomplexa; Conoidasida; Eucoccidiorida; Sarcocystidae.
AUGGAGGCUCCUGGCUUACCGAGCAACGAAGACAACAUUCAGUUGUUCCUGGCUGGUGGAGAGGAAUCUCCCGUCGAUAAACCGGCAAUAGUGAAGCACCGGUUAGGGAAAUUGCUGACUUCCGAUGCCGAAAUAGCUUCAGUUUGUUUUCCGACGGUCUGCCCGGCUCUCCAGACCCCCACAUCAUCAGCGUCUUCUAGUGCACUCCUCUCUCUCUUCCCGUCUGGUAACCCUGUCGCAUCUCUCUCAACUGCAGCGUCACCUCCUUCUGCCACUCCAAGCCCAAUCAACAACAGCGACCGUACUGGAUUGCCAGCCGCGGCCGCCUGUACGCCGUCAACGUGCGCGUCUCAGUCUUCCCCCCAUUCGGUUGUCUCCUCGCUUCGGGCCUCCGACGAGGCUGACCUUUCCCCCACUACCGCCAACAGUGUUUUAUAUUCGCCUCUUACUUCGUCGGCAACUGCCAGCCGGACUAACGAGCCUGCUCAAUCCUGCAUGGGGCCGUACGAGUCAGAACACGAUGGUGUCAGUCGACGACGAGACGCGGAGUCCGUGGAACAAGGAUUCGCUGCAGAAGUCAUGGGAUUCCGAGAGAAAGGCGGAACUGCAUUAAGUGCUCCGGUAGAUGAACUAUGUAAAGGGUCUGCAGUCCCGGGAUUUGGCAGCCACGAGACUGAGGAGCAAGGUGGUGGACAAAACGCGGAAGAAAUUAAGCAGGCAAUUUCUCGGGGCAGUAGUAAGGGGCGCAAUCCCAGUCUUCCAGAGGAAGAGGUUAUGAAGGAAUCCUGGAGUUUGUGUGAAGCAGCGACUUCCCGGAGCGAGCAUUCUCUCGGUAACGACGCAACAGUAGUGGAUUGCCCGAAAGACUCGCAAGCUUGUGAAUUGCCAUCCAUCGAUGUUUCUGCUCCGCGAGCCUCUGACUCAUUCACCGAGUCUGUGAAACAGCCAGACCCUUCUCUCACCAGUUCUGCAUCUUCUGAAUCCCCAGCGUCUGCCGCCUCUGACAUUGCACUUGGAUAUGAUUCAAGACUGCUUGAGUCCGACGCGUCGCAAGGAACGUGUGAAACUCUGCAAGAGUCGGAGUGUCUCGCGCCUGCGUUAUCCCUGUCCUCAUGCGCCGUGCCGGCCUCUGAUGCGGCCUCAUCCGAUGUCACCUGUAGUGGAGGGAAGAACGUAGAACAACUCCAGUCUUCUCUCGUUGUGUCCGCCCCAUCAUUUUCCGUGUUGCCGUCUUCUACUCCUAACGCAUCCCCGUCUGCGGGUUCUCCUUUACCUGAGGUGCUUUCUUCGGCGCCUGAUGUCCCCUUAGGGCCUUCAUCCGUCAGGGACCUUCAUAGUCACGAGAUUCAAGCCACUGAUCGGUCUCAACGAGCGAGCAGUGGGAACGAUUCUGUGACGAUAUGUGAUGAUGCGCCGAAUUGUCAUCGUGAGUCGUCUACGGCUCCGGAAAGACAGUACGGAGUCUCAGACGACAUUGACGUUUCUGCAGGCAUCCAUCUUCCUGUUGAUAUACCAGCUUCGCGCUGGUCGUCUUUCCCGUCCACAGGGAGUGAGGCGGUGACCCCGUCGUCUCUCUCUUUCCGCGAUUCUGCGGUGACUACUGACUCUGUUUCUUUGCCUUUGUCUCCUUCCCCCUCCAGUGUGCUUCGGGAGUCCAAACUUCGGCUCCGGGGCGCCGCCUUUCCAAAGCCUCCCGUGCCAGCGGCACGGGCGAUGUUUUCGUUCCCUGGGUCCCCGGCCCUUCGCCUAGAAAGCUUGGCAACACCUGGGAGCAGGAAUUGUGAGGAAACCGCUUUUUGCAUGCAAGGCGAUCCGUUGGUGGCCUCUUCAGCUCCCCUCGACCGUUGUGGCAUGAAGGCCGUGCUGACACCGUUCUCUGCCAAGGAGGCGUCGUCGCCUCGCUCAGCAACUGGCCUGGGGACCACCCGGUCCAUGUCGCGCAGAGGCGCUCCGGAGUCGAGGCAUCCACUGCGUGCAGAGUCGCCAGCACGAGAUACGGCUGGCCAAAGCGGAGCAUCUGCCAGCAUGAGUGUGAAAGACGAGAGAAUUAGCAGUAGGGUCGAGAAGACGCCUCUCAGUUGUUCGCGUCGGCCUGUGGAGGGAUUGUUUCCAGGCGAAGACCUGCAAGCAGAUAACCGGAGUAACGAAGAGGCGGACGAGGUGGUACGGCUUCAUAGACUGGAUGUCUUGAGACAUUCCCAUGACCGGACGACCGUCGAGCUCUACAAACUCGAGAAGGGCCGUUUGGUCGAGGAGCUGGUGCGCAAGGCAAAGAAAUAUCCAAAAGUUCCGGGAGUCUACUUCGACCGAUACCAGCAACGAUGGUGCGUGAAUUGGACAGAAGGUGGGCGAAGGGUUGCUCGAUACUACCCUGUGAAGGUGCACGGCUUCCACGUCGCGUACCAGCUGGCAGUGAACUGCAUGUUGUCGAAGAAACCUCUCAGUGCAACGGUCGCGGCAGGAUUAGCCGGCAUAUCGCUUGCUAGAGCGGGAAGUGCGCCGCCCUCACCCGUGACCUCCACGUCUCCCCGCGACGCCCAUCCAAGUCGCCUUACGCCAGUGAACUCUCCGCUUCAUGCCCUUCGCAAUCGCGAAGCAGCUCAGAGAUCGGCGACAGCUGCAAGCCCAGGCACAAAAGCAGAGCGGACCAGCAGCAGUCGGAGAGCAGCGAAUCCCCGUGUCCCCAGGAACUCAGAGGCCUCGCCCCAUGUGCCGCCCGAAGCUGUCGAGGCGAUGCUGGGGCGGGAAGCGCACGGGAGUCUUCUGGGAGUCGCGGCGAAUCAAACCGGCUUCCCGGGGGAUUUUGGAGUCCGCACCCAGGCACGCCCAGGUUUGACUCCUGAGGCACUGAAUUCCUCCCUCGGAGCCUUGCUGCUGCAACAGCAACUGCUUCUAGCUGCAAAUGCAGGAACCUCGCUGGGAGCUGGACUUCCGGAUCUGUGUAACUUUACGAGCCGCGACUGUCCGGACAUUCUCUCGAUGUGGCUUCACUACCAGCAGCUUGCGCGGCUUCAGCAACAACAUCAGCAGCUGGCGGCAUUCUUCAGCGCGAUGCCGGCAGCCUUCGGUGUCGCCGGCAACCCUCUCGAGCUUUCGGGGGCGCAAAAAGCAACCCCGUCUGUUACCCUAUCCCAAGGCAUCUCAUUGCCUGCGGACCCGCGCGCUGGGCCCGAUGUUCUCUCAGCGGGCUCGGCGACCGCUCCGGAGACAGGUCCCUACGUGGAUCCAUCAUUUCUGGGGCUUAAAGGCGGGGAGUUCUCGGCGUCUGCUCUGGCAGCAUUGCUUGCAGCAGUGCCUGGGCUGCAGACCUCUAAUCUUGGUUCCUUUCUGCCCUCUCUGGACGUCGCUUCAGGGACCUUUUCAGGGGCGCCAGGACAACCGAGCAUGUCUCUUGAGUCAGUGUUGCUGGCGGCUGCUCGGAUGCGCACAGCCGCAGACGCAGUGCCUUCGACGGUGACGUCUCAGGACGGCGCCAACCUGGGGGAGCGUGCAAGUCUCGCAGGCGCUGGAGGACUAGCGCCCCAGGAAGUGCUACAAGAAGGUGUGGCGUCAAGACAAGAACAACCAGAGAGUGGAGCUGUGCACAUGGAGAGCGCAGGGACGCCAGGCAUGCUGGAAAACUCCGGAGCAAUCCGCACGUCGCAGACAGGGCUGAGUGAGGUUACCGCGUCAGGUAGUUCUGCACCCGCUUCACGUUUGGAAUCGGUGUCAAGGAAGGUGAAUCUUGCUGCGGAAAACGUCGGAGACGAGCCGAGACACUUCGAAUCCGAUUCAAUGAUGGAGUCGACAGAGUGCAAGCGUCGUCGCCGACACUCCCUGACGUCUUCCCGGGUACCUCUCACGUCUGCGCUUCCCGACAGUGAUAUGAAGGAAGCGUAUGAAGGCUUCGGGUUUGUACGAGAUGAGACAGAUGCCAGUGUCGACGGAAAGCAGCACAAAGUGACGAGUUCUGCUGCUCAGUCGGUGCAAAGUGGAGAGGCGAGUGAAGCCCUUUCACUUGCUCAGGACAAGGAACCGAACUCGGGACUUUAUGAAUGCGUCAGUGGCGGAAAUGCUUGCGAACAAAGUGGGAUUCCCACGGACCGGGAAACGUGGAAGGGCAGUCUUCUGGUUGGGGAGGACCAGGUGAAAGGAGGGACUGAUGAGACAUACGAGUCAAUGGCUACAGACACACCCGGGCAACGAGGCAGUGGCACUACGUGUCUAGCGCCACAUAGUACGGAGGAAGAAGUGAAGGGGGAGAUGGGGGCCGAAGAGACACUUGACCAGCCUGAGGGUGGAAGCGCGUACACGACCAACAGUGCGAGGUCAACUAAGUAUGUCGAAGACCCCAGUGCCUUGCGAGGAAAGAUGCUGAUGGACUUGACAAAGCAGUGUUUGCUCCCGUCGAAGGCGUUCGGUCUUACCAGCGAACAAGGCGUUUUGAGGACGACCGGCGCCGGGGGCGAGUCGUCAAAUGACGUGAGGAACCAAAUAGAGACACCCGAGGGGGUUGGACUGGCGGAGGGCGCAAGUGCUCUUGCGCUGCUAGCGACCUUAAGGGGCAGUGUCCAGAGCGAGAGUGGGUUAAGCGGCGAGGCGUUGUCAAAGCCGUUGCAAGUAAAUUUGCUACGUCGGCAGUCACGGGCCGGGGCGGCCGAGCAAGCAAUUGAUACCGGGGGAGGGGCUGAAAGCGAACAAGCCUCGCUGGACGCGCUUGUGCCCUCCGUCUACGAAAGUGAAGCUUAUGAUGCGGAGCUGGACAAACUGCUAACCAGUCAGCCCGCGAAAGAUUUGGUGCGGGAGGCUCUAAAGAUGCCGCGCGUCCCAGGGGUAUGGUUUGAUCGCGCACAGCUUCGUUGGGCCUGCAACUACAAAGACAGCAGCGCCUUCGCUUUGGCCGCGACGUCAUCGUCGCCUGCCGAACGACUGCCGGGACUGGCGAAACGGAGAGCCCAGUACUUCCCUGUCAAGGAGCAUGGGUUCCUUCGCGCUCGCCUACUCGCGAUCCAGACGCGCCGCCGCAUGGAGUCGACCUACCGCCAGGCUGCGGCGGCCGCUCUGGCUUCAAGCCUCUGUAAACACGACCGCACUUUUUUGAGUGACAAAGAACGGGGACGGUUUGUGGAAGCCGGUCCAGGAAUGGCGGUGGGGAGAGACGAGGACGCGGGAGAAAGUGCGAGCCAUUGUCUUCGAUCUAGGUCCCACGGCCCAAAGGGAGCUAACGCGAAGAAGCGAGCCGGAGACGUAGGUGCAGAGAGGAGUCCAGGCGUGGGUGGAAGGUUAGAUCGACGACACAGCAAAAAGGUCGAGACGUCCGCGUCGUGGGCUGGAUCCUCCCACCAACCUGGGGUUUUCCCGACAGCGUCGCGUACCUCUGUCUGCACGACAUCGCUGGAGCAUCGACACCCCGGCGGAGGCUGUGGUGCAGCUGCAACCGAUACAGCGGCUUCUCCGGACAUCGCCCGUUCCACCGCAUUGUUUGGGGGACUUCACCGCGGAACUGCUUCUGGAGUUGGUGCACUGGCGGGAGCGGAGGCGGGCGUUGAGGGCGUUGGUGAGCAGGCUGCUGCACUUGCGAGCUUGCUAGCCGCUUCCUCUUCACUAUCCGACGCCUUAGUGGCUGGAGGCGUCGUGGGUGUAGGCACAGGGUUAACGUCUGAUCUCUCGUGUCUCUCCGAGCCCACGGGGACUUCUCCGGAUACAUCGGCUGAGGUGGGGGUGCUUCACGGGCCUCUGUUGCCUGAGGGUGUGACAUUUCCCCCAGUCAGCGCAGCGCAGGGGGUUGAAUCUAUUCCGGCAGCUUUGCCUAAAACUGGGGAGACGAACGUGGAAUGCUGUCUCACAGCUACGCCACCUUGUCUCCUCUCGCCCUCGGUGCAGUCUCCGCUGCUCGAUUCUUCGUUUCCACCUAAAGUAUCCCCGGUAGAGGAGAGUGCGUCACCAGUCCCAGACUCUAACGUUCACGGCACCCAGCUGUUGGCCAUGCAGAAGGACGCCAUCCACUAUAUCCUUGAAGACCUUCGUCACAACUGUCUCAGUGUGUUCCAGACGGUUCUGCCGCCCGCUCUUUUUCACGCAUGGUCAGUUCACCUGAUCAAGCAUGCGCAGCGUGUUGAAAGUGCCCAGACCUUUGCGGAAGUGGAGCCGUUCCUCGGGGUGUUUGUCGACUGCAUUCGAUCCAAAAAGAUGCCAAGUCAGCUCUCGCCGUCUGUCCAGCUCCAACUCGUCCGGCUCGCCUCUUCCCUGUACGACGUUCUUCAGACACCCGAGUCCGGAACAGCCGUAGUGCUGGGCCAGACAGCAGAGGAGGAAGCGUCUGAAGCUAACCCUGAACUCGAAAGAGAAAUAACAAAAGGCGAGGACGUUGAGGCAACGCAGGAAGCCGGACGCGUUCAAGGACGCGAGGCGGGCGACAACGGGCCGACCUCCGGUGACGGACUGGAGAGUGACGUUGUUUCUUACCCCGAAGAAGGUGCGAGAGGGAGACAAGGUGGGGGAGUGAUGUCUUUGGAACCACAACAGGUGAAGGAAGGAAUGUUGAGUCGAGAGAGGGUAAACCAGAAGCAAGACGUUUCACUUCUUAAUUUGGCUCUGCUCUCGUCUUUGGGAGGAUCGCUGCUCACGAUGCCAAGCAGUGCUCUGCCUUUGCCAGAACAAGAUGUUUCGCCAGAGGCUGGGGCACAUGUGAACGACGUGGUUGCAUCAGUUGGAGUUAUUAAAGAAGCCGAUACAGAGCCGCAUGUUUCUUCAGCAACCCAUGGCGUGACCCCGGACACGGAUGGGGUUUUUUCGUCUGCGUUUUGCUCUUUCUUGGGACGUGACGGAGAUGAGCAAGCACGUGUGAGUCCUCGGAGCGAAGCCGUCUUGGGGGAAGCGACCUAAUUGGCCUCCUCGUAUCACGCUUUCAAAUGUGCACCUGUUCGUUUCUCUCAACAUUUUGAGGACCUCUCGGAGGGGACAGGGUGCCCGGAAUUUAGGUAACAGGUGACAUUGCAGCAAGUUAGUUACGCUUUCACGAAAAGCUCAAGUACGCAUCUUGCUACGUUUUUGAGGGAUUUGUCAGAUGCGCGUGGAACUGCCCCUGUGUCAAAUCACCAUAAUAGCGUCCGAAAAAUGACGUUCACAAGGCACUGUGAUAGAAACGCUUGUCAUAACGGUUCCAGGGGGAGGGACAGUCGACAGCACCACCAUGCCCAGAACGACCAGCGGGUGCACACGCGCCUUUUUGUCUCCGAUGUAUGUGGAGUAUUUUGAAAAGGGUAGGGAUAGGGUUGGGAGAUAGCGUUUUCGUGCAAGUAUCGAAGUGCGUACCUCCCCUGUGGCAAUGGGAUUCUUGAACUGUGCGUGCAAACAAUGUGCCGACCAACAACGACGAGGAAUAAUAAUUUGUGCAGUUGCUUUGG